GUGGCCGCAGGGGCAGGCUAGGCAGCUUUCUCCAGCUCCAGCUGGGCCUGAAGUCUUAGAGCUGCCACCAGCGGCUAAGGCACUUGGUUCCCAGCCGGCCACCGCACCGCCAUGGCCAUGAAGGUAGAGAGCAGGUCCGGGGGGCUUCCUGGCAGUGACUGCAGCCUGGGAGCAGCCCGAGAGCAUGUGCAGGCCGUCACUCGAAACUACAUCACUCACCCCCGAGUCACUUACAGGACCGUGUGCAGCGUUAACGGGCCCCUGGUGGUGCUGGACCAGGUCAAGUUUGCCCAGUAUGCAGAGAUCGUCAACUUCACCCUCCCUGAUGGGUCACGAAGGAGUGGGCAAGUGCUGGAGGUGGCUGGGACCAAAGCAAUUGUUCAGGUAUUUGAGGGGACCUCUGGGAUUGAUGCCCAGAAGACCACCUGUGAAUUCACAGGGGACAUCCUACGGACUCCGGUGUCGGAGGACAUGCUGGGUCGGGUUUUCAAUGGCUCCGGCAAACCCAUUGACAAGGGUCCCGUGGUCAUGGCGGAGGACUUUCUGGAUAUCAAUGGUCAGCCCAUCAACCCCCAUGACCGCAUCUACCCCGAGGAGAUGAUUCAGACAGGCAUUUCUCCCAUCGAUGUCAUGAACAGCAUCGCCCGUGGGCAGAAGAUCCCCAUCUUCUCGGCAGCCGGGCUUCCCCACAAUGAGGUAAGGCCUGCAGGCACGAGCAGUGGGGUGGGCAGAGCCGGGCUGGGGCUGCUGGGCCAGCAGGGAGGGCUCCCGCUUUCUACAGGAGAGCUGGGAGGGCCUGGGUCUCCCUCAGGGCACGGGGCCCACCUCUGGCCUCCCUGCUGUGUCCAGGUGAACAUGGAGACAGCCAGGUUCUUCAAGUCCGACUUCGAGCAGAACGGAACCAUGGGGAACGUCUGCCUCUUCCUGAACUUGGCCAAUGACCCCACGAUCGAGCGGAUCAUCACGCCACGCCUGGCACUGACCACCGCUGAGUUCCUCGCCUACCAGUGUGAGAAGCACGUGCUGGUCAUACUGACGGACAUGAGCUCCUACGCAGAGGCCUUGCGGGAGGUCUCGGCUGCUAGAGAGGAAGUGCCCGGGCGUCGCGGCUUCCCUGGGUACAUGUACACUGACCUGGCCACCAUCUACGAGCGGGCAGGCCGCGUGGAGGGCCGGGGCGGAUCCAUCACUCAGAUCCCCAUCCUCACCAUGCCCAACGACGAUAUCACUCACCCCAUCCCAGACCUGACUGGCUUCAUCACAGAGGGGCAGAUCUACGUGGACAGGCAGCUUCAUAACAGACAGGUCUACCCUCCCAUCAACGUGCUCCCGUCCCUGUCGCGGCUGAUGAAGUCUGCCAUUGGGGAGGGCAUGACGAGAAAGGACCACGGAGACGUCUCCAACCAGCUGUACGCCUGCUACGCCAUCGGGAAGGACGUGCAGGCCAUGAAGGCAGUGGUCGGGGAGGAGGCGCUCACCUCCGAGGACCUGCUCUACCUGGAAUUCCUGCAGAAGUUCGAGAAGAACUUCAUCAACCAGGGCCCCUAUGAGAACCGCUCCGUGUUCGAGUCGCUGGAUCUGGGCUGGAAGCUGUUGCGCAUCUUCCCCAAGGAGAUGCUAAAGCGCAUCCCGCAGAGCGUGAUCGACGAGUUCUACGCCCGCGAGGGGGCGCCGCAGGACCUCGAACCGGAGCCGGACACUGCGCUCUAGCCCCUCCGCAGCCCUGCGUCGGGUCUUCCCAGUCCGAUCUGCGGGCGCCCCACAUGCCCGAGGCCUCCUUCCUCCCCUCCCCACCCCAGUCUCCCCGAUCUUUGGCACUGUGAUCAAUAGAUUGUUAAGCACUGACAGGGGCUUAACUAUUUUUAUUUUAAAAGCGCCCCCAAGGAAGUAACCGAGAUGAAUUUGUCUUAAGCGAAAACAAGAUGGGCAAAAAAUCGAUCAUUGUUAGAGCUGGGGGUGACGGAUACAUGACGUUCAUUAAAGAAUUCUUUCUAGUGUAAAAAAUAAAAGGCUCUAUUAGUGUCUUAACUGACAAUCGAAUUCCUCUUACACUUUUGUUAAGAUCUUUGUUAAGACGUGUCUUGAUAAAUUUCUUAGAUGGAACAUGAGCCCAGGGGGCAAUACAAGGGGCAAUCGAGGCCACCAAGGAU
Molecule: messenger RNA, 2150 nt
Organism: Tupaia belangeri chinensis (Chinese tree shrew)
Lineage: Eukaryota; Metazoa; Chordata; Mammalia; Scandentia; Tupaiidae
Gene: ATP6V1B1
Product: ATPase H+ transporting V1 subunit B1
Exons: 13
Coding region: 112-1710 (532 amino acids)
Biological process (GO): ATP metabolic process; proton transmembrane transport; vacuolar acidification
Molecular function (GO): ATP binding; proton-transporting ATPase activity, rotational mechanism
Source: RefSeq, a predicted model, not a curated record